Callorhinus ursinus (northern fur seal) is the source of this 4790-nucleotide messenger RNA. RefSeq names its product sodium channel epithelial 1 subunit alpha (gene SCNN1A). NCBI's taxonomy places the organism in Eukaryota, Metazoa, Chordata, Mammalia, Carnivora, Otariidae. Gene Ontology annotation, molecular function: ligand-gated sodium channel activity. Gene Ontology annotation, biological process: sodium ion transmembrane transport. Gene Ontology annotation, cellular component: sodium channel complex; plasma membrane. The record is from RefSeq and is a predicted model, not a curated record.
GAACGCACUCUGGGCUGCCUCCGCUGGGGGUCCGGUGGGGGUCCACUGGCGUAGACCUGCCAUCAGGCUCAGGGCCUGGGCUGUGUGGUUGUGUCUCCUGUGCCUCUCCAGGCUCUCUCUCUGGGCCCUCUCCCUGCCCCUGCCCUGUGUGCUCACUGCUUACACUUCACUCUUUAUCCUCUUGCUGGAUUAAGUUUGGAGCAGAGAUUCUGGAGGAAAAACACAGUCCUGACCAGUGAGCGUUUCCUUCCUUCCAGGGCUGGUGCAGACUUGGGCCAUGCCCACCCGCUUCCUCCCUGACAUCCAGUGCUGCCCACAUCCCUCCCUGUCCCCUCAGUGCCUGCUGUCCCUAAUGUGCCCUGGGCUUCAGGUCUGUGCCCAGGUGCCCUGCCUGGCCCCUCUCGGUGCUGCCUCUAGGUGACCACAUUCCUGCAACCCCGUGACCACAACAGGGGACAUUACACAUUCCUGGCCUGGCAGCCAAUGGUGUAAAAAAGAACAGAAUGUCCCAGGGCCCCGCCCAACCUUCAGCUUCACCUGGGCCCCUCCCUGGCCUGGACAAGGUAGGGGGUGGUAGUGAGGAGUCAGGAGGGAAGAAGAUGGAGGGAGAGGCAGAGGGGUGCUCUGUGCUCCAGGGCCCAGUGGGGCCAGGAGGUGUUCCCACUUUAUUGAGCAGGGAGGACACUUGCAGAUACCCCUUCUUCUUCUACAAGACCUGGGGGUGAGGCUGAUCCAGGGGUGCCUUUGGAAGGAGUCCCCAGGGAGGGGACUUAGCUCCUGGAAGCCCACUUGGGGCUUCUUCCCCUUGAUCUCCUGCCAGGGAGGGGAGAGUCCUUUCAGGGCUGGCUCUCUGGUCUUCAGCCUCAUUUCUCUGCUUCUCCUCCAACUCUGUCCUCCCUCCCAGGCGUCCAUCCUGUCCUCCAUGGAUCUCCUUUUUUCUGCCUUCCCUGUUCUCCUAGUCUCCCCCGCUUUAGUCCCCCUCAUCCUGGUUGGUUCGUUUUCUUUGUUUUGCCCUCCUGGCUUGGUGUUCCGGAUUCCUGUCCUUGUCCAUGAUCUCCGGCCCUCCCCUGUCAAUCUGUCUCCGGUCUCCUUGUCUGUCAGCCCCCCACCGUUACUCAUGGCGGGGGGGCUGUCUCUCACCUUCUCUCCAGUCCCAGGACUCCCGGGGCACCUUGCCCUCAGAGCUCUCCUUCCUUUGGAGAACUCUCAGCUCAGACUCCUCCUUUGUCCCUCCCCCUGCCCUGCUCACCUUUAAUUGAGAUGCUAAUGAGGCUUCUGUCGCUUCCAUCCCAGCUUGGCGGGCGGGCUCCCCAGCCUGGCCGCUGCACCUGUCAGGUGAGGGGGAGGAGAGGCUCGCCUGCCAGAUUCAACUGGAAAGGAACCAGUCCCAGUCCAGCCACAACCAGGGAGCUGGGAGUAGGAGGCAGUUCAGACCUCCUGGAGGCCUUCAGUCCCUGGGACAGAGAGGGAGUUCGGGACCCGGCCCAAGGCCAGGGCCAGACACACAGCACAGAGCCCACCGAGACUGAGAGGGGCAAGGCGGGGAGGAAGAGGAAGAGAGGCAGGGUCAGAGAGCCUGGAACACAGACAGGAGACAGGCAAGGAAGAAGAGAGCUGAGAAAGAGACCCAAAGAGAAGCAGAGAGAGAGAGAGAGAGAGAGAGAGAGCGCUGGGACACAGAGGUCCUACAGAAGGGACUAAAGAUAGGGCGGACUGACAGCUGAGGAGACAGAAAGGGAGGUGCAGGGGCAGAACCCCGAAGGGUAGCUUCCCAGAGAAGCCGAGCCGCAUCUCUUCUGGCCCGGACUCCCGCAGGCUCAUGAAAGGACAGCAGCGGGAGGAGCAGGGGCUGGGCCCCGAACCCGCGGCGCCCCCGCAGCCCACGGAGGAGGAGGAGGCCCUGAUCGAGUUCCACCGCUCCUACCGAGACCUCUUCCAGUUCUUCUGCAACAACACCACCAUCCAUGGCGCCAUCCGCCUGGUGUGCUCCCAGCACAACCGCAUGAAGACGGCCUUCUGGGCCGUGCUGUGGCUCUGCGCCUUCGGCAUGAUGUACUGGCAGUUUGGCCAGCUCUUCGGGGAGUACUUCAGCUACCCCGUCAGCCUCAACAUCAACCUCAACUCCGACAAGCUCGUCUUCCCCGCCGUCACCAUCUGCAACCUCAAUCCCUACAGGUACACGCAAAUUAAAGAGGAGCUGGAGGAGCUGGACCGCAUCACAGAGCAGACGCUCUACGACCUGUACAAAUACAACUCCUCCAACACCCUGGGGGCCCAACCCCGCGGUCGCCGCGACCUCCGGGAGACCUGGCCGCACCCCCUGGAGCGCCUGGCGGUCCCGGCCCCGCCCUCCCGGGCCCGCCCAGCCCGCAGCGCCGCCUCCAUUGUGCGGGACAACAACCCCCAAGUGAACUGGAAGGACUGGAAGAUCGGCUUCCAGCUGUGCAACCAGAACAAAUCGGACUGCUUUUACCAGACUUACUCGUCAGGGGUGGAUGCAGUGAGGGAGUGGUACCGCUUCCACUACAUCAACAUUCUCUCGCGCCUGGGGGACACUUCUCCGUCCCCGGGGGAGGACAUGCUGGACAACUUCAUCUUCGCCUGCCGCUUCAACCAGGCCUCCUGCAAUCAGGCGAAUUACUCUCACUUUCACCACCCGAUGUAUGGGAACUGCUACACUUUCAAUGGCAAGAACAACUCUAACCUCUGGAUGUCUUCCAUGCCCGGGAUCAAAAAUGGCCUGUCCCUGACGCUGCGCACAGAGCAGAAUGACUUCAUCCCGCUGCUGUCCACGGUGACUGGGGCCAGGGUGAUGGUGCACGGGCAGGAUGAGCCUGCCUUCAUGGACGACGGCGGCUUUAACUUGCGGCCUGGCGUGGAGACAUCCAUCAGCAUGAGGAAGGAAGCCCUGGACAGACUUGGGGGCAACUAUGGUGACUGUACCAAGAAUGGCAGUGAUGUCCCUGUGGAGAACCUUUAUCUUUCCAAGUACACACAGCAGGUGUGUAUCCGCUCCUGCUUCCAGGAGAACAUGAUCAAGGAGUGUGGCUGUGCCUACAUCUUCUAUCCGCUGCCCAAGAAUGUGGAGUUCUGUGACUACAGGAAGCAUAAUUCCUGGGGUUACUGUUACUAUAAGCUUCAGGAUGCCUUUUCCUCGGACCGUCUGGGCUGUUUCACCAAGUGCCGGAAGCCAUGCAGUGUGACUGGCUACAAGCUCUCUGCCGGUUAUUCACGAUGGCCCUCAGUGACAUCCCAGGACUGGAUCUUCCGGAUGCUAUCCCGACAGAACAAUUAUACCAUCAGCAACAAAAGAAAUGGGGUUGCCAAACUCAACAUCUUCUUCAAGGAGCUGAAAUACAAAACCAAUUCUGAGUCUCCCUCUGUCACGAUGGUCACCCUCCUGUCCAACCUGGGCAGCCAGUGGAGCCUGUGGUUCGGCUCCUCGGUGCUCUCUGUGGUGGAGAUGGCUGAGUUCGUCUUUGACCUCCUGGUCAUCACGUUCCUCAUGCUGCUCCGGAGGUUCCGAAGCCGAUACUGGUCUCCGGGCCGAGGGGGCAGGGGUGCCCAGGAGGUGGCCUCCACUCCAGCUUCCUCCCUCCCCUCCCAUUUCUGCCCCUACUCCACAUCCCUCUCCUCACCCCCACCAGGCCCUGCCACCUUCUCAGCCUUGACAGCCCCCCCGCCUGCCUAUGCCACUCUGGGCCCCUGCCCUUCUCCAUCCAGCUUGGUGCGGACUGACUACUCUGCCUAUACUCUGGAGGAGCCCUGCGUGGGAAGGAGUGUGUCCCCCAUCCACCCAAGGCAGGCGCUUCCCCUGGUGGGAGGGGACCAGGCUUGGCAGGAUGAGAGAAAGUUUGGGGACUUCCUCUCAGAACUGCCCCACUGCCUUUGGUGUGGGGGAGGGAAGCAGGGUGGACAAGGGGCUACAGAAAUUGCCCAGUGAACAGGGGUCAAGGAACCUGCCCGGAAUUGCCCUGUCUUCCGCCCUGUCCCCUCUGGUCCUGCUUCUAGAAGAUGCUGAUUUCCCUGCCCGAGCGCAAAGAAGUCCACUUUUCCCUUGGAUCAGCCAGGCCAAACUUGGAGCUUCGACAAGGAACCUUCCUAGGAAACCACUGGCGACCGGAAACAAAAACAAGGGCACACAAAGGCAUGCACACGUCCUACCCAGAGAUGACUGAAGCCAACCCUGGGCCUCGCCACGCUGCUUUCCAGUGACAUGUUUGCUCCUCUUCUUGAACUUGAGUGGGGAACCCCACCCAAAAGCCCCCUUUGUUAGUUCUUGGGCAAUUCUCCUUCCCAGGGCAGGGGCUGGAGCAGACCGACCUAGUAAAGGCUUGGCCAUGCCUAGUUGGCCCCAGGACUCUUCCAGCCUCAUCUACCCUGCGCCCCAACAGAGCCAUACCCCAGUGCCUCUGCGUCCUUCAUACCUCUGCAUAUUGGCCCGAGUUCUUUCCUCAGCCUGAAGCCUUCCACACCAUCUGGAGAGUUCCUAUGCAUCCCUUACAACCCUAUUCUGGCACCACUACUUCUGUGAAGAGUUCUGCUCCUUCUUGUCUUCCCCAGAGUUGAUCUCUUCCCUCUCCCCUGGACUCCCAUAGCACGGCAUAACAUCUGUUGGAGGGUUUAUGUUGGCUUAUGCUUUCUUGUUCCUUUGUGUCCACCUGCCCAGCUAGACUGUGAGCUCCUUGUGAUCAGGGACAGAGUCUUGUUCAUUUAUGUAUCCUCAGGGUCUAGCCCAGUGUCCCGCUUGGAGCAAGUAGGCAGGUGCUCAAUAAACGUUUGCUGCAUAA